GGGAGCUCAUGGGUCUGGGAGCCUGGAACUCUUCUAGGCCUGCUACUGAGUCAGUGUGGCCUGGGGCAAGUCAUGUACCCCUCCUGGGCCUCGGGUCUCCAGCUUGCGCUUUGUGCCAGCGUAGGCCGGGACACGCUGACGCGGCUCCAUUCGUUUCCUCUGCCAGGGUUCUCCAGCAGCCUUCUGAGCAAUAGCUGUGUCACUGCUUGUGCAAACAAGCAGAGGACACAGCCAGCUGGGUCUGAGAGCUUCAGGGCCGGGGGUGGGGAAGCAAACAGGGAAGGGCUGUGAGAACGGACAUUCACACACAAAAUGCAGCCGAUGCCCCGGUGCUAUGCCAGGCUCAGGGUGCUGGAAUGACCCUCGCCACAAGGAUGCAAGGCCAGUCCAGUGGUCAGAGCACUAGUUUAAGACCUAGGGACCUGGGUUCAAAUCCCUGCUCUGCCACAGACUUCCUAUGUGACCUUGGGCCAGUCACUUAGUCUCUGUGUCAGUUUCCCUCUGCACAAUGGAGAUAAUAGCCCUGCCCUGCCUCCACGGGGGGCUGGGAGGGGAACUGCGUUAGAGUGUGAGUGCUCAGAUACUCUGUGAUAGGCAGCGGUACACGAAAGCCAUUCAUGAGGAACCAGAGCCCUCUGCUUCGAAAGAGCAACAUGGCUGGGGCUCGUGCGAGGAGUGCUUUCCUACUGCCUGUUCCGUGCAGACGUGCCUCCGCCGACAGGAAGUGAGGCUGGGAUUCCCCUGCUGGGAGAACCGGCCCUGUGGGGCUGCACUGCCCGGCUUAGCUGGAAUGUCUGGACUGGCAGCGCUAAGGCUGCCGCCGUGGAGCAGAGCGAAGUGGCCUCGUCCUGUCCCAGCUGGCGCAAGCCCAGUAUGAAUCCUGGGGUGCAGUUUUUGACACCCCUCCGCCCCUAAGACUUGGUAAAAGGGAUCUUCCCAGGGCAGCAGUGCUGGGGGCUCGCGGCAAUGACCCUUAGUUUGUGUCUUGGCUGCACCACGGGCCCUUGCCAUGGAGGGUACGAGGCGUGAAUCGGAAGCAUGGCCCUAGGGGAGGCCAUGUCCAUUAGGGGGGCAAUAGCAGACCUAGCACUUCAUCCUCAGCUCUGCCCACUUCCCAGAGGCCAGGUUAGCAGCAGCCCAUCAUGGCAUCACCCUGGCUUCAGGCUGUGGAGGGACAAGGCCCCAGUCUGGGCGUAACAAGCUGUGACGUGUGCAAAGCAGUGGGCCUGCACGUGACGUUGCUUCCAGUCCUUUGAAAUGCCCCUCACCUCCACCGACCCGGUCCGAGGGCUCCCGCUCUGGUGCUGCUGGGAGGGCAGAGAAGGAAAGCCCGCUCUGCUGGCUCUGAUGUCCCGGUCGGGAGGCUCUAUGACUCUACCAGCAGCCUGGGGAGACUUGGCCCCAGGGCUGGCUCUGGCAGUGGAACAGAUGCAUGGACCCUCCCUCUGGCGGGAAGGAGCUGCCCUGGCUCCCCAGGUCUUGGUGACGUUUUGUGAAGGAGCUGGUUCAGGGGUGCAGCGUUUUGUGCAGUCAGAGGGUGGGGAAGGGCCCUGCCUGUGGGAAGGGAGCAGGGUCUGCCAGGCUGGAUGCGGGGACGGGGUUGGUCUCUGGGUUGGAAGGGAUGUCUCGAGGAUGAGCAGGCCCAGGCAGCACUGCUGUUCUCUGCACUGUGCUGGAUUCUUCAGUUCUGGGCUCCUCCCUCUUCCUUCCUUGGUGCCUGCAGAGAACGGUGGCGUGUUGGCUGGCCGGGUCAUCACUUGCCCCAAGCUGAAGGCUCGCCUAGGGGACUCUGUCCUGCUGGAAUGUUUCUUCCAAAGCCUGGUGCCAGGGGACUGGAAUGUGACCAAAGUAGACUGGAUACAUAUGCCGGAAAACGGUACUCAGGUGGAGGAGAUGGUCUUCUACUACUACAGUAACCACAGUGUUCCUGUGGGACGCUUCCGGCCCCGAGUGCAGUGGCUGGGGGAUGUGGCCCGCAAGAACGGCUCCGUGAGGCUGCAGGAUGUACAGGCGGACGACAGUGGGACAUACACCUGCGAGAUCCGGGUGUUUGGGCGGAGCAGCGUCUUCAAAAACUACACCGUGCUGCAUGUGGCCUCUGCUGGACGGAGAGGGUCCGGAUUUGCAGGGGCCCAAAACUCUGAGAGCACCGAUAGCAGUGGCUGGGGGGCCAUCCUGGGCUACGUCUGUGCGACCACCUUCCUGGCCCUCUUGUUGGGAUUAGGGCUGAAGAAGUUUCUCCAGAAGCAGAGACCGACGGAGAGCGGGCCCCUGUCGAGGAGUCGGGACGACGGCAGCCGGGAUAAAGCAGAGGAAGGCAUUUACUCCCUCAUACCCUGUGCUGAGAUGCUCCAGGCUGGGCAGGAGGCAGAGCUGGGGAGCAGAAUGGACACGACCUACAUUACCAUGCGCCCCUCUGCUGCUUUCCAUGGGGCGGGCACUGCACUGCUGGAGAACAGCAUGUACGUCCAGCUGCAGAGGAAGAAGAUCCCAGUGGAAUGGCUGGAUGAGGGGAGACUGUGCAAUGAAGGAGCCCAAGAAAGCAAGAAAACCUGUGAAAAGUCCAACUGCCCAGAGGAGGAAUUCCCUUGUGCCCUGGAUGGGGGGAAAGCACCUCUGAGCCCAGCCUGGCACGACAGCUAGGGACAUUGACCUCCCCCAGGGACAAACUCUACUCACUCCGUCAGCGUGCCACAGGGCUGCCUCUCAGUCUGUACAGGGCAUGGGCUGUAUCACUCUCGCUGUCUGGGUUAUAAUCUAUUUGUGCUGUGACAGCACCUGCCAGCCCCAGCCAGGACCGGGCCCCACUGUGCCCAGCGCUGUGUAGACUUGCUGCUCAUUGAGGACAUUUUCGAAAGGGUCACUUCACGCUCUGAUGGGGCUGCUGCUUUCGCGUCUGCGCCAUGAGCCCAGCAUGGCCUGGCCUGCGACAGGGCAGUGGGAGGGCACUCCUUGCUAACUGGGGCGGGCCAGAAGUGGGGCACAGGAGGGUGAUGAAGGUAAAUGGACAUUGCUCUGGUUUCACCCUCAUUCUGCAGGCGGGCAGUGCCCUGUGGCAGAGCUUCCAUGCUCCGGCUGGGAUAUUGGCCGGUGCCAUCAAAACCCAGCGAGAGAACUCCAGGGAGAGUCCCACCUCCAGACAGGGAGGAGGGGGUGAUCAGGUGUUGGGUGCCCUGCAGCUGCCUGGGCUGGCCUGCUGCAUGGGCACCGAGCGGGCUCCAGGCUGCCAGCCUGGCACCUUCCGCCGAAGCCACAUGGGAAACAAGCAACCCGACGUCCUGGGGAAAUAGUUCAGUUGAACUGUAGCAA
This is a messenger RNA of Malaclemys terrapin pileata, 3309 nucleotides long. RefSeq names its product junctional adhesion molecule-like. NCBI's taxonomy places the organism in Eukaryota, Metazoa, Chordata, Testudines, Emydidae. The record is from RefSeq and is a predicted model, not a curated record. Gene Ontology annotation, cellular component: membrane. The transcript has 6 exons. Bases 1258 to 2643 code for a protein of 461 amino acids.